CGCAGCAGCAUAUAUUUGAGAUGUGCAGUAUAUUUUGGCAUUUUCUUGCGGUCGCGCUGAACGACUCCACAUAUUUUAUCGGUUGACCUAAAAACAAAGUUUUUCUCCCGUUUCCUCCUUGCACUAAAGUCCAAUUAAACCAAAUUUUGUGAGUGCACUUUACGUGUGGCAAUGUAGCAGUUAAUUGGGAACUCGCAAUGCGUCUGCGACGCCGCUGGCAACGGCGGAUGCGGCGUACUCUCGAAAAAAUCUAUCGGCUCAAGAUGCAGUCACGUCGCAAGUUGGCGCUCUUAGCGGUCUUUGGCUGCCUCUGUGUGAUGAUCUUCUGGCUAGCCGGGCAACAAAUGCUGACGCCGACAGAUGGCCAUGGCAGCCACAGUCACGGCGACAACAGAGGCUGUGCACCCAUUGAUGCUGUUUACACGUGGGUAAACGGAACUGAUCCUGACUUUAUAGAGACCAUUAGACGUUAUGAUCCUAGCUAUGACCCAUCACGAUUCGAUGACAAAAACGAGUUGAAGUACUCGUUACGCUCACUGGAGCAGCAUGCCAACUGGAUACGACACGUGUAUAUUGUGACCAACGGCCAAAUUCCCAGCUGGCUGGACCUCAACUACGACAGAGUUACUGUAGUGCCCCACGAAAUGCUGGCUCCCGAUCCCAGACAGUUGCCCACAUUCUCCAGCGCGGCAAUUGAAACUUUUGUGCAUCGUAUACCCAAGCUAUCCAAGCGUUUUCUCUAUCUGAAUGAUGACAUUUUUUUGGGUGCACCUUUAUACCCAGAAGAUCUCUAUACUGAGGCCGAGGGCGUGCGUGUCUACCAAGCGUGGAUGGUGCCCGACUGUGCCCUUGACUGUCCCUGGACGUAUAUUGGCGACGGUGCCUGCGAUCGCCACUGCAACAUCGAUGCUUGCCAGUUCGAUGGCGGUGACUGUAACGAAAGUGGCACAGGAGAUCUGCAUGGUGAGCUGCACGAAGCGGCUGCCACUGUGGCACCUCCAGUUGCAGCUCCGGGUCAUGCAGGACUACACAAGUUCCCUAACAUGGGACUGCAGAAGCUGUUCAAACGCAGCUCGAGCAACUUUAAGGAAUUGAUGCGACACAAGAAUGUCUCCACGUUGCUCGAACUGCGACGCAUUGUGGAGCGCUUCAACAAGGACAAACUAAAGUCGCUGAGUCCCGAAGUGGAUGCCAGCAACCCAGUCAGCAGCAGCAGCAUUGUUAGCACCACCAGUGCCAGUAACUUGUUGCACAAGGAAGACUUUAAAUCCUCCACAGACAUUUACUCUCACUCGCUGAUUGCAACUAACAUGCUGCUGAAUCGCGUCUAUGGCUUUAAGGCUCGUCAUGUUCUAGCCCAUGUGGGCUUCCUCAUAGAGCGAGACAUUGUGACAGCAAUGCAAGAGCGUUUCCAACAGCAGGUACUGGAGACGGCAAAUCAAAAGUUUCGUGCAGCCAGCGAUUUGCAAUACGCCUUUGCUUAUUACUCGUUUCUGAUGAGCGAGACACAUGUGCUUGGUGUGGAUGAGAUCUUCGAUGAAUUCGACACGGAUGGCUCUGGCACCUGGUCAGAUCGUGAGGUGCGCACCUGCCUCACACGCAUCUAUCCACCACCUUUAGACUGGUCUGCCAUGCGCUUCUUCGAGGAGGUGGUGCAAAACUGUUCCAUUAGCUUGGGCCUCGAUGUCAAUGCCAAUAAGAUUGUGCACUCAACACUCGUUUACGAACGCUACGAGGAUUCCAAUCUGCCAACAAUUACUCGAGAACUUGUCUGUCGUUGCCCACUGCUCGCUGAAGCUCUGAGUGCCAACUUUGGAGUGCGUCCCAAGUAUCGCUAUCACGUGAGUCCCAAGCGCACAUCACACAGUAACUUCAUGAUGCUCACCUCGAAUCUGACUGAAGUGGUUGAGGCGCUUGAUCGCAUGCGACGCAAUCCUAGAAAAUUCAAUUGCAUCAACGAUAAUUUGGAUCCAAAGCGAGGCGAAGACAAUGAGCUAGUGCGUCAUCUACUUGAGGAUUUCUACUUGUCAUUCUUUCCGCGUCGCAGCAAAUUCGAGCUGCCACCACAAUAUCGCAAUCGCUAUGUGUCAUGGAGCGACUAUCAACGCUGGCGACGCCGUAAACGAGCUGUGCUCGUUGUUGGCUAUGGCGUUAGUCUGUUGCUCGUUGUGUUCCUAGUGUGCUUAUUGUGCCAACACAAGGCCAAGAUCGUGAGGCGCUGUGUGCAACGUCUCUAGUGUACUGCAAUCCGUUUGGUUGUCUGAUAUAUAAUUUCAAUGUUGUGAUAAGUUGUAACCUUUGAGAUAUUCGCCAAUUCAGCGCUAUGCAUUGUAGCUACAAAUAUAAGUCGAAUCUAGUUAUACACAUAGGCUAUACUUACUCUAUAUAUAUAUACUCAUUAAUGUACUUAAUGUUUAAGCGCUAAAUCGAGGCUAAUGUUAAGUGAAAUAUUUGUAAUUUCCCUUACCAGAGAAUGAAAACGAUCUGAUUCCGAAGCUAAGUCCAAAAACAUUAAAUAAAUUAAUGGAAUUUUAUAGUUUUUGCAUUUUGUUUAUUCUAUAGUUGCAGACAGUUGUUUGAUUUCAUUUAGACAAAGACAGCUUUGUCGCAGUUUAUUGGUACGAAAAGUGUACGAAAAUCGUAUUCACAUAGCAGUUGUAAAUAUGUUAUGUAUAUAACUACUAUAUAAUUAUCCUAGACGCUAGUAUCUAAGUGUGUAUUUCGGCACUUAAAACGAGGAGACUCUGAUACACGCACAACGUUAUAAAAUAUCUAUAAAACUGUUAACUACUCGGUUUAGCUCGUGUUUUCUUUCGUUCUUUUCUUUUUGGCUAACAAUAUAUCAUGCUAGUACAUUCAUACUUUACAGUAGUACAUACAUAUACUAAAUAAAUUAUGGUAAAGAUUUUAGGACUUCUCGUGCGAUGCCAAUACAAUGAUUUCAGCUAACUAAACGGACUGAUAUGAUAUAUAUAGUGUACAAGUAUAAAUUGGUGG
Drosophila sulfurigaster albostrigata is the source of this 2997-nucleotide messenger RNA. RefSeq names its product N-acetylglucosamine-1-phosphotransferase subunits alpha/beta (gene Gnptab). Bases 198 to 2237 code for a protein of 679 amino acids. Lineage: Eukaryota; Metazoa; Arthropoda; Insecta; Diptera; Drosophilidae. Gene Ontology annotation, biological process: N-glycan processing to lysosome; carbohydrate phosphorylation. Gene Ontology annotation, cellular component: Golgi apparatus. The record is from RefSeq and is a predicted model, not a curated record. The transcript is spliced from 2 exons. Gene Ontology annotation, molecular function: UDP-N-acetylglucosamine-lysosomal-enzyme N-acetylglucosaminephosphotransferase activity; calcium ion binding.